AUGACAACACCGUCGGAAGGUUGCCAAGAGGCAGACUCCAAGAUAUCCGGCCUUGACAAGGGCGAACAUCCAGGCCAAGACCCUGCAGUGGAUUCUUCAUCCUUCCGAAAAGGAGGUUCCGCUGACUCGCCUAGUCUGUCCCGAGACUGGGGCAAAGACGGAAGCCAAGCCCGGGAAAGGAGUCAGAGUCGGCCCCGAACCCGGAGUCGGAGCCGGAACUCUGAUCGCCACCAAAGCUUGUACUCAUCAUCCUCAGAGUUUGGUUCUCAGCAAGCGACCGCCAUAUCAGCGCCAGCUCCUGUGAUCUCUGCAACCAGCAAGCCCGAGCUUGACCUCGAGAAAGGUCAACCACAGCCAGAAGUUUAUCGAGCGAUCAUCGUCACACCUCCACCAUCACCGCCAGAGCAGGCUGCCGACGCCAGUGAUCAUCCGAUAACGAUCAGGGCCAAAGAUGACGAUGCUGUCCCUCCAGAUCCCCAUCCUCCUGCACCCCUGCUCCUGGAACCGACGCUCUCAGCUCCCCCCGAAAUUCCGGACUCAGCCUACGACCGCUUCCCGCGACAUCGCAAAAUUAUCAUGGUGGCUUUGCUAUCUUUCUGCUCUUUCCUGGCCCCUGUGUCCAGUACAUCGGUAUUGGCGGCUACCCCUGAGGUAGCAAGUGAGUAUGGGACAACAGGUAGCGUGGUCAAUGUGGUGAACGCCAUCUAUAUGUUGAUGAUGGGAGUUAGUCCUGUUGUUUGGGGUCCCUUAAGUCAAGUAUACGGUAGGAGGAGGGUCACCGCCGUGCUCUUCUUUGGAUGCAGCAUUGGGACAGCCUUGGCCCCGAAUCUAGCUGCUUUCUUUGUCUUCCGAGUUUUGACGGCAUUCGAAGGAACCGCCUUUAUCCUCGUGGGGUCAGCAUGUAUAGGAGAUAUCUAUCGUCCAACAGAGCGCGCCACGGCCUUGGGAUGGUUCCUCUCCGGGACACUGAUCGGUCCAGCUCUAGGUCCCUUUAUCGGCGGCAUCAUCGUAACCUACACUUCUUGGAGAGUCAUCUUCUGGUUACAAACAGGUCUAUCAGGGCUUGCAGCCUUAUUCACCUUAACCCCUUUGCUCCCCGAAACUAUCUAUUACCGCCGGGCCGAUGAGUUAGCAGGCUUCAGCCGCAGACAACAAGCCCGCAUCCUCUGGUCCCUCAUCAACCCCAUCCGCGUCCUGCGUCUAUUCGUCUACCCCAACCUGCUCCUUGCAAGCCUCGCUUCCUCGGCCGUCAUCUGGAACAUGUAUGGCUUGCUGACGCCUAUCCGCUACGUUCUCAACCCUCGCUUCAACCUUACGACUCCGAUGCAGUCCGGCCUGUUCUACCUUGCUCCUGGAACGGGAUACCUCGUGGGCACGUUAAUUGGUGGCCGGUACGCAGACCAUGUGGUGAAGCGAUGGAUCAAAAAGCGUGGAGGCGUCCGUGUGCCUGAAGAUCGCCUGCGUUCUGCGCUGCCCUUCAUGGGAGUUAUCAUUCCCGGAUGUGUGUUGGUGUAUGGAUGGGGUGUGCAGAAGGAAGCUGGAGGGAUUCCUCUCGCAGUUGUGACACUCUUUGUGCAGGGAGUUGCCCAGCUGUUCUGUUUCCCGAGUCUUAACACAUACUGUCUUGAUGUCAUGCAGGGCAGGGGCGCUGAAGUCAUUGCUGGGAACUACUUUGUACGAUACUUGUUUGCGUGCGCCGCUACCGCGUGUGUGCUUCCGGCCGUCGAAGGUAUCGGGGUCGGGUGGUUUUCCACUAUUACAGCGGUGUUUCUGAUAGCCAGUAGCGCAGGCAUUGCAGCGACUGUCCGUUGGGGCAAUGACUGGAAGCAAUGGGUAGACAAUAAGCGGCGCGAGAGGAGGAGGGCAAGGAGGAAACAUAUGCAGUAG
This is a messenger RNA of Thermochaetoides thermophila DSM 1495, 1887 nucleotides long. RefSeq lists its product as uncharacterized. The transcript is spliced from 4 exons. Gene Ontology annotation, biological process: transmembrane transport. NCBI's taxonomy places the organism in Eukaryota, Fungi, Ascomycota, Sordariomycetes, Sordariales, Chaetomiaceae. The coding region runs from base 1 to 1887 and encodes 628 amino acids. The record is from RefSeq and is a predicted model, not a curated record. Gene Ontology annotation, molecular function: transmembrane transporter activity.